AGGAGAACCACACUGUACCUUUUUAAUUACAAUAUAAUAACGUGGUAUCCCAUUGUAGGUAUAAUUCACAUUUAUAAUAUCUUCUGUUAAGCUCAGAGGGAAUUAAAAUCUCCGUGUUUUUCAAAAAUGCACUUUACUAAAACAAAACAAGACAGUCUACAAGCCUGUCUAUCAUUAGUAUUGUGUCGGUUGACCCUUUUGCCACCCUGCUUCACUAACUUCUCCCGCUGGCUGAGAAGGAGGCAGAGACUCAGUUUCAGUUUUCAUAGGGGAGACGUGUGGUGGUGAAGCAGCUUUUCCAAACACUUCCACCACGUCUGCAGUCCGUACAGCGUACAGGACAGAGGGAGAAGACAAAGGAGCGUUUUAACAGCUCUCGUACCAUCAUGAGCGACAUCAAGUUGGCUCUGCUGGGCAGCGAGGGAGCUGGGAAAACAGCUGUUCUGGUGCGAUUCCUGACAAAACGUUUUAUUGGAGAGUAUGCUUCCAGUGCCAAUUCUUUAUACCAUAAAAGGAUGUCCAUUGAUGGCAGACAGUUAAACUUGGAAAUAUUUGAUUCAUGUUCACAGAGUGGAGGCAGCACAUGUAUCCAGGAGGAGCCUGUGAACUGGGCAGAUGGAUUUGUGGUGGUCUACAACAUCAGCGACCGAACGUCCUUCCUCCAUGCCAAGAGCGUCCUGCAGCAGAUCAAAGAGGCCCGAGAGGAAAGCAGUAAAGGAUUGGUGGAUGUUCCAGUGUUCUUAGUGGGGAACAAGCAGGACCUGUGCAACGCCCGGCAGGUAUGUGAGGAGGAGGGACGGUCCUUGGCUCAUGAAGAGUGCUGCCACUUCCAGGAGGUGUCUGCAGCAGAGGACUACUUGGAGAUAUCAAACCUCUUCACAAAGCUCAUUCGUCAUGUGAUGGAUAACCUCAAGCACUGUGCAGGCCGCAGACGAUACAGUGGCUCCAAGUCCAUGGCCAAACUCAUCAAUAAUGUGUUUGGUAAAAGGCGGAAGUCUGUCUGAUGGAGGAACUCAGUGGUUACUAAUCAGAAUGCAUGUAACUAGAAAUAAUGCUUUUUUUAUCAGCUUACAUUUUGUACUGGUUAUGUAUUUCAAAAUAAUGGCUUUACUGGAAUUUAAUGACACCUCGCAUUUUGGAAAGAAUAAUAUGUAAUUUGAUUUUAUGCACCAGCAGAAUGAACAAACAGUGUCCUUUUUAAGGAAAUGAAGCCAGAAUGAAGCUCUGAAAAAUUAUGUUGAGAUUAAAUGUUGCAGUUCAGAUGGUGUGAGGACAAUUUGCUAUACUGAUACUUUCACAGCCGUGUUUUUGCAAUACAAAAAGAAAGUAAUAUUUUUCAAUUCUAAUUGCGAUUUCUAUAUUUCUCAAAAGUCAGAGUAAAAUUUUGAAUUAAAAAAAAGUCAUUCUCUGCCUGUAAAAUUUUGUAUUACAGCUGGUUUGCUUUGAUGUUAAAGUUAUAAAACUUACAGUUGCUUUUUUGUUUUUGUUUUUUUAUUUUUCCUGAUUGGCGGUAUACUAAUUUACAUAAAUCUUUUGAAUCCAAGCUGUAAAUUCAAAACUAGCAAAGAUAAUUUUGCAGUGCUUUGUUAUUUUAGGCAUCUCACAACUUUGUAAAAAAGUUGUAUUAAAGGCACUUUUACAAACAAA
This is a messenger RNA of Amphiprion ocellaris (clown anemonefish), 1647 nucleotides long. RefSeq names its product RERG/RAS-like b (gene rerglb). The coding region runs from base 387 to 1004 and encodes 205 amino acids. The record is from RefSeq and is a predicted model, not a curated record. Gene Ontology annotation, molecular function: GTP binding; GTPase activity. The transcript has 5 exons. Lineage: Eukaryota; Metazoa; Chordata; Actinopteri; Pomacentridae.